AUGGCUCGUGAAUUGUCCCCAGAAGAAAUUCAAGUCUUCAAAGACCUCUUUGAUUCAUACGAUCCCGACAAAGAUGGCAGCAUCACAGUCGAAGAGUUCGCCAAAGUGAUGUCCUCGGCUCCAGGAAAGCAACCCACUCAAGCAGAAGUAGAGCAGAUCAUCAAGGAAGUUGAUCUUGAUGGUGACGGAACCAUUAACUUCAACGAAUUCAUCACCAUGAUGACGGGACAACCUUACCCUCCCAAGGACGAGGAAGAUGCCGAAUAUUCCAAAGCAUGGAAGGAAUAUGAGCCGUCUCUAAACGGUUCGAUUACUGCAAGCCAGUUCCGGCAACUCAUGAACGGACUGGGAGACCCGGUCACUGAUGUCGAGGUUGAGCAGCUGCUCAACAAUGUUGAUGGCGAAGGGAAACUGUCCUACAAGGAUUAUGUUCAUUUCAUGAAGAACAGGAACAUCGAAGACGAUAUCGUGAGCGGAUACCAAUGA
Messenger RNA from Neoarthrinium moseri, 486 nucleotides. RefSeq lists its product as uncharacterized. The transcript has 7 exons. Gene Ontology annotation, molecular function: calcium ion binding; enzyme regulator activity. Bases 1 to 486 code for a protein of 161 amino acids. NCBI's taxonomy places the organism in Eukaryota, Fungi, Ascomycota, Sordariomycetes, Amphisphaeriales, Apiosporaceae. The record is from RefSeq and is a predicted model, not a curated record.